UGAAAACUGACUAACCGGUGAUGUGUGAUUAUUUACAUUCUGCGACCGGUUUCUGUCUUAUAUUGAUUCCACUUCAACAUGGCUCAUCGAUAUUUGAUUUGCCUUCCAACUAGAGCACCUCUCCAAGGAGUUCUAGGCCCCUGUAGAGGUUGUGUGGGAACAGGUCAGCAAUGGUAUUCAAGGAGUUCAGGAUCCACAAUUUUAAAAAGCAGGUAUUCCUCACCACACAAAGGCUUCACACCUGUCAAAUAUCUUACCUCCUCGUCAAAUAAUCUAUCACAAACAGUUGAUGACUGGUUCAGAGAUAACCAGCCUAAACAUAUAUGUUUGGGUAGUUCUAGUGUAAGUAAAUCUGUAAACUCCAGAAUAUUAUAUCAACCCGUGCUAUCAGUCAAUCGUCAUUUUCAUAAUUCCACAUUAUUUCGAAAAGAGGAAUCAACUGUUGAAAAAACUGUGAAAGCUUUACAAGAAAAGUCUCCUGAUGCGGGAACUAAAGCAGCACCUGUAAGUGCACCUGAAACUCAGGUAGCUGUGAAAAAGACAUUAUGGCAACGUUUUGUAGACGAGUUGAAGCACUACUAUCAUGGAUUUCGACUGCUGUGGCUGGAUGUCAAGGUGUGCAGAAGGCUUGUGUGGGCACUGCUGAUGGGCAAACAGCUGACAAGGAGGGAAAACAAACAGCUGGUAAGAACAUCUGCUGACCUGUUCCGACUGGUGCCUUUCAUGGUUUUUCUUGUAAUCCCGUUCAUGGAGUUUCUUCUGCCCGUGGCCCUGAAACUCUUUCCCAACAUGUUACCAAGUACUUUCCAAGAUGACAAACCUGGCAGUAAGAAGGAGCUUGAAAUGAGUAAAAAGAAGCUGAAAGUUAAACUGGAGAUGGCCAAGUUCCUACAGGACACCAUUGAAGAAAGCUCCCUACAGUCAAAGAAAGGCAAAAAGGAAAGCAAGAUGGUUGGGGAGUUCUCAGAAUUCAUACAAAAGGUUCGCGAGAAAGGAUACGUACCAGAGAAUGAGGAGAUUCUGCGGUACAGUAAAUUGUUUGAGGAUGAAAUCACUCUAGAGAACUUGACUAGAGCACAACUUCAGGCCCUAAACCAUGUGUUGAAUAUCCCUAACUCAUAUGCCCCCGACAACAUGUUACGAUUUCAACUGAGAAUGAAACUGCGACAACUGCUCACAGAUGAUAAGAUGAUAGAAAAGGAAGGCAUAGACAGUCUGACAACCUGGGAGCUGCAGUCAGCCGUGCGUGCCCGAGGAAUGAGAGCUUUAGGUGUGUCAGAGGAACGACUGAAGCUACAAUUACAACAGUGGCUAGAUCUGCAUCUGACACAGAAGAUUCCCACAUCUCUCCUCCUUCUCUCGAGGGCAUUGUACCUCCCUGAAACUCUUUCUACAUCUGAGCAGCUGAAGGCCACCAUCUCUGCCCUGCCAGAGUCUACGACAACAGAAGCUAAGAUCAAGGUGGCUGAGAUCCAUGGAGAAAAGGUGGACAACAAGGCUAAGUUGGAGCUGAUCAAACAACAGGAAGAAGUCAUCGAGACAGAGCGCAAGGCAAAGAAAGAGGAACUCGAGAAAACGAAGCAGGAGCAGGCGAAAGAAGAGGAGUUAGAAACAGAUCCGAAAGAAAAGGAAGAAGUUGUGGAACCAGUGAUGGAAGACAAAGCACCUAUUGUGGAGGCCAAGCCUGCAGAAACUAUUGUGGAUUCAGCACCCUCUUUAACUGAAGAGGAAGUGAAAGAGGAGGAGAUAACUCCCAAAGAACUGGAGGAUAUUGAGGCUGCUCUCGGAGAGAUCGCCAAUGAGAAGGCAAUUAACAUUGAUGAGGAGAAAAUCAAGGACCUGAAGGAGGAUGUAGAGGAAUACAAAGAGGACUUGGAGGACUUGAAGGCUGUAAUACUGGAUAAAGGUCUAGAGGAAGAUCUCGUUGAAUCCAAGGGUGCUAAGCGUCUGGCCAAACAGGUCAACAAACUGAUUGAUACCAUGGACACAGAGUUCUCUAAGCUCCAUUCAAAGAAGGAAGAAAUCCAGGAAGCCUUAGAAAUGGGAGAAGUCAAGAUCCGCCGCAGUGCCGAGUUCAAAGAGGACGAGAAAAAGAGGGACGAAUUUUUGCAGAAAAUGGCAGAGGAAACGAGGAAUUUAAUCAGCAUCAACGAACUGUUACUUGCCCUGAAGAGACUGCAGAAGGUGCCAAAUGAGACGAGGCUCCAGAGGAUCGCAGAAGUUCUAGACGAGGACAAGGAUGGAAAUAUUGAUGUUGGACAUGUGCUCAAGGUGAUAGAACUGCUGGCCAGAGAGAAUGUUAAACUGAGUCCCACCCAGGUGACCGAUGUCAUUGACCUGCUCAAGAAGGAAUCUAUGAUUGAGGAGGAAGAGAAAGCAAAGGAAAAACAGGAGAAACAAAAGAAACAACAAGACGAAGAAGUCUGUAAACAACAGGAAGCCAGUGGUUGAGUCCUGGCUGGUAAAUAUGUAGACGCGUCUCACUGCUGCCUGUAAGAUAGUUUGUCUUACAGUCAGCCAAUCAACAAAGACCUCAGGAUAGUGCAUGAAGGUGAAGGCCAUGGAUACAGCCAAUCAAAAGGAAGACUGAAGACAGCUAAUCUUAAAGCAUGCAAAAAUGACAAUGGCAAGUCCAGAGGCAGGCAGCCAAUCAAACCAUUGAAGAUAACGGACAUCUUAUCUAUCAUGAAAAAAGCAUGAAGAAUAUGAGAGCUAUCCAUCACAAUAAUUUAAACAUACCGUAUAUACAGGGAAACAAGAAGCCUGUGAGGAUGUAUGGUCAGAAUUACUCUGGGUACAUGUACCAGGUCUUGGAUAACUCGAUACUAAGUCAUUAUCUUUGUUCAGCUGUGUAUAAUUUUGUAUAAUAUGUUAAGUCAAGAGAUAUAUAUAUAGUAUGGAUCUCAUGUUUGUAACGUUAAGUACAAAUAUUUCUAUAACAGGGAUUUUUUUUCAAGAUUUUACUAUUUAUAUCAAUACAUCCAUCAUGUCAGAUAUUAUUCAUGUUGAAAUUGAAAAUUAUAGAAAUAUAUUUCAAAAGAAUAUAUAUAUAAAGUGUAAGUCUGAAGUAUAGAACAUUAUAUACAUGUACAUGUGUAUUUGUGUGGUAAGAAAGGUAAAUUGACAGAUGUGCUUGAUUUAGCAAUAGACAUGUGGUAGUGCUUUUCACUAAGAAUCUGAAACUAUAAUAACCAGUGUUAACUAUGUGUUCUGUAUGAACUUCUGCAUGGCCAAGAAUGGCUUGUGCUUGUUUAGAAAGGAAGAUCGUUUCAGGAAAUAUUACCUGAAGUAAAAUAUCAGUCUUAUUUUUUCAUUUCAGCUAUUAGUAAGCUUAAGAGUUGUGAUUAAGUUUCAAGUCAAAAAAAUAAAAUCUGGGAGAAAAUCUCAAAAAUCAAAUGCAAGAUUUACGAUCAAGUUUCAAAGCAUAAUAUAAAUCUGAGGUCAAGUUUCGACAAUAAAAAAGCAAAUGUAAAAUCUGAGAUCAGAUUUCAAGACAAAAAUUCUUUUGUCAAGAUUCAAGACAAAAAAAAGGUGUCAUAUCUAAGGAUCUAAGAUGAAAUCUGAAGUUUUCACGGAGAAGAUUAUCAAUUGGUCAGGUCCUUUUCAGCAUUCAAAUUGUAAUUAGCAUUUAUAGUUAUAUAGCAAGCCAAGCAAAUGUGUUAAGUUUAAUGUUAUAAGAAAAGUUCAUGGAAUGCGUUGAUACCAUUAGCAUAUGAGUGUGCUUAAAAUUUAGUGUAAUUGUUCUGUGUAGCUUUUUGGCGUAGUUUACAAACAUCAACAAUGCAUUGUAUCAGCUUAAGGUGAAUAUUCAAUACACUGACACAAAAUUCAGGUUUAGGUAACUUUGAAACAAGCAUCAGCAUUCAUCUGUAUAGACUUCAGGUGACAAAAUAAUCUGAAAUUCCAUCAUAACAGGGUUUGCUUUUUCAUGAUUUUAAGCAGUGUUUUUAUAUCCCAAGCUAAGUGUAGUUAGAUUAAUGUUUUGGUAUAUUUUAGGUAAAAAGUAUAUACACAAAUAAACAAUCCAUGUAAUCAUUCUUUACCAAGAAUUCUCGAGUUAUCUCCAGUGAAAUUUCUCAGUAAUUUUUGCAAAAAAAUGGAAAAAAAAUUAGUGAUUGUAAAGUCGUAGUUUCCUCAAGAAAUAUUCUUGAAAAAUCUCUUGAAAGUCUGAGCAUGUUUAGAUACAUGUACCCUGUAUCUAGUUUUGUGCUAUAUGUAGAAUAAGAAUCUGAAUUCACUAGAACCAUCAAAAUAUGUGAUGGGAAAUUCAUUAAAAUCAUCAAAUGGACAUGUAUCUCAUAAUCUGAAGAAUGAUUUGAAAGAAAUGUUAUGUCAUGCUAGCUUGUUAUAGUGUUCAGAUAUACAUUUACAUGCUUAUCAAAUGGCGUGGUGCAUUUAUUGAAGGAAAUAUGUUGAAGUUUCUUUCUUAUUAAGCUAUAUAUAUAAAGAUUGUGAUAAUUUUGUGUAAGAAAUAGGACCUAUGCUUAAAUACACAGAAAGUUUAAUGUCAAAGGUUAAACGUCACAAAGACGUUUUAUCCUGAAAUGCUUCACAUGUGAUAAAAUCCAUAAAUUGCAGUACUUUGUGCCUCGUGUAUUAUGUUUCUGGUAAGAGUUAAAAUAUUUGUAAACAGAGUAUUGAUAUUACAAUGACAGUAUAGACUGAAAUGUCUAGAGAUUCUUAUAUGUAGACUUUACCUGGUAUUGUUUACUUCUAAAUGUCCUUGUUUGUGUCCCGCUUUGACUUGUUAAGUUCCUGAACUGCUUCUAUCUCUAUAAAUGUGCUUCCACACACUUUCUGCUUGGUAUCUACACUUUCUGCUUGGUAUCUGUUUGGGGUUCAUGGGUGAUAUAAUGACCAGUAAGUUGAAGUGUACUCGGAACGAAAAAAAUUCAAAUACGGUAUGUUAUUCUAUGUAAAUGGUUAUUGCAAGAGUUAUCCCCCUUAGUUAAUUUAAGGUUUUUUUUCUUGAAAUCUACAUUUUUCAACCAAUCUGAAACCUGAAUUUUUCAACCAAUUGCUUUCAAACUUUGUAGACUUUGUCAUAAGAUUAAAUUGUACAUUCUCAGUGGCAUUUUGAUUAGAUAAUUAAUCUUUUUUGAAUUUCAAUAUUUGUAUUUGACACUUGAAAAAAGAAUGCAUUUCUUUCUGGGAGGGGCUUAUAUUGUCCUGCUGUGAUCUUGUUGACUUUGUGGGCUCGGCCGACACAUUGAAGCCUCAAAUGUAAUUGAUUAAGAGGCUAGGUGUAUGCCAUCCUAAUUUGCAUGUCACAUAUAUCAAUUUCUCAAGAUAUUUUGGAAAUUACAUUCAGAUACAUUGAAAUAGAAAUAUUUUGAUAUUGAUCUUACUGGAGAGCUUUGUAAGCCUCAAUUCUACUUAAAUUUGAAAAAAGCCUGUGUGAUAAACAGCUUAUAAAAGUUAUGGUGGUUUUAUGUAUUUUUUCUACUUGGAGUCAAGGUUUAUUUUUAAUUGAUAGUAUCUGAAGUGAAGUUUUUUCUUUCCAUCACAUUUGAAAAGAGAUACGCUUAAAGGAGUCAAAAUUUUAGUUUCUGAGAGCUUAAUUUGAACAUUUAUCAUAAACCGCUACUUAGAUACAACUUAUUACUAUAAUACAGGGUUAAAACUCUGCUAAACUUUACACUGGAAGCUUUACUUAGAAAACAUGAAAUAAAGAAAACAUGAUUUCAUGUUGUCUCCGUUCUCGGGUGGUUUAUAAUUAUUGAGUGUUGUCUACCAUUAAAAGGUUGAUACAUGUUAAUAAGAUUGUGUAAAUAACAAGGAAAACCUCAUAAAGAACACGAGUACACAAAAUGAACACUUUAUACCUCAAUCUUGAGUAUUUGGUAGUAAUCUAUGACCGCUUGUCUGCUCACAAUUGAUUAUGAUAGGGUUACACCAAUUUUGUAUUUCCUUCUUCUAAAGAAUGGGAGGGGAUACCAUGAAGUGUAUACACUCACAGGGACUUGGCAUGAAUUCCUAACCCAUGGUUCAUAAAUACGUAUAUGAGUCAUACAUGUAUAUGGACCAUGGGUUGGGAAUUCAUGCCUUUUUUUACGCUUAGUCUUGUAUUAAUAAGUGAAAGCUGUAGGAAUGAAUUGAAACUGUUGGCUUUCCCUUUUUAACAUUUUGCUGUGUUACAUGUUCCAACUGUUUUGAAUUUUCCUCCUCAGGGAGACUGCACGAUUAAGUCUUUUUGACAAGCUGCCAGGUAAUAAGUCAAAGAUUCAGAUAUUUGAAAGUCUGAAUAUUAAAUAAUUUUUUUUUUAAUGUGAAAGGAAUGCAUGCACCCCAACCCCCAACCCAACCAAAUUGUCUUUAUACUUUAUUAUUGUCUUUAUAGGGAAAAACUGACAACUUUCUCUUUCUCCAUAUUUCUUAUGUCCACACACUGCAGUGUUCGUGGCUGAUUUUGACCGGUCAGUUUAAUAUUGGCCUUAUUGUGACUUCAAGUCAUAGAAAACACUAAUUUCAUCAUAUUUGGGCAGAAAUGAAAAAGUUUGAAAUGUGAAGAUUGUAUAGAGUAACACAGAAAUGUGUGCCAAUGUGAUGCCUUUUUACUUGGUGAUCCUUUAAAACACCCUUUUCAUCCUUGGUUUCAGAUUAGGGUGUCGGGUUCUAAUUUAUUUGAGUAUAUAUUUGAUCUCUUCAGUUUUGUAACACUGACAUACUCUUCUUGACCAUAGGUCAAUAUUUCUUAUUCUUUUCUCAUUGUCUGUAUUUUAUGUGUCUUAGACGUAUCUGUCCUUUUUUUUCUUUUUUUUUUUAACACUUUUGGUGUCCUAGACAUCCUACAUCCAUGAAAACUCCUUUUUGGGCAGUAAUUGAUCAGAUUGCCUCUGUGUUUUUACACAAAUGUAAAUUACUUUUCUUUAUGACAUAUUUUCUCUGUGAUAUCCUGUCAUUAGUCCAACAUUUCCAACAACAAUAAAAUCAGCUGUCCCCAAGAUAACGGAGAGAUUACACAUAUUUACUGUCACAAGUAUCUACUAGGAGUACUAUCAUUUCGUCAGGGAAAUCUUGUCUUUACUGAUUAAACUGACAGAAAUUUAUAUGAAAUACUAAAAGGGCAUUUGGUUUAAAAAAGAUAAUUAUUUAAUAUCUAUAUCGAGAACAUUUUUGUUGGAAAAAAGAUAUGAUAUUGAUAUUGUUAGAUAAUUGUAAAUGAGUUCUGGUAACCAUGUACAUAUUAAAUGGAGUAUUAUUAUGUGCUUGUGUUUGUCCCUGAGGAAAUACAUUUUUAUUUAUUUUGACACGUAAAUAUAUACUAUGUAUAUAUUCUGAAUAUAAAUAUGUGUUAAGUGGAUAAAAAUAUUAAUAUGGUAUUAACACAUUAUACAAUGUAUAAUAUAAAUAGGUAGAGAAUUCCAUCAUGUCAUAUGGGAUCUCUUUUUUAUUUUCUGACUUGGAAUGAUUUAUAGCAAAGAAUUUUUGGUGUAAGUUUCUUUUUUUAAAGUUGUAUCACCAUCAAAAGGGUUUUUCAAUCCCCAAACCACUUUAUUACAAUAACAGUGAAUUUAUCAACUGCACUGCUGGUAAUGAUAUCGGUUAUAUGUUCAAAUAUUUGAUUUCUUUAAAAAGACCCACAAACUAUAAUUAACUUUUAAUUAAAAGCAAAAAAGACAAAUUCAUAAAAAAUACUUUCCAAGUCUUUACUAAUUUAGACGAUGGUGAGGCUCUCUCCUUUAAAACGAAAUGUGAUUAAAUUGUGCUGUGUCUUAUUUCCACUAAAAUUCUUGGCAUAUUUUUACUGAAACAUGCAUUUGUUAAGUUUCCUCCCUUUCACCACAAUUUUCCAAUUUCCAAAUUAUCAGUGUUUUACAUUAUCCUAUUAGAGUUAUCUCCUUUUGGUAGCUCUUUGAUGCUUAGUGCUAUAUCUUUUAUUACAUAAUUGUCAUUUGUCCUAAUUUAGCUGAAAUCAGUCAUUAUUGAUGGAAUACAUAUGUA
Molecule: messenger RNA, 7944 nt
Organism: Pecten maximus
Lineage: Eukaryota; Metazoa; Mollusca; Bivalvia; Pectinida; Pectinidae
Product: mitochondrial proton/calcium exchanger protein-like
Exons: 14
Coding region: 79-2451 (790 amino acids)
Biological process (GO): intracellular monoatomic cation homeostasis
Cellular component (GO): mitochondrial inner membrane
Molecular function (GO): ribosome binding; calcium ion binding
Source: RefSeq, a predicted model, not a curated record